Molecule: messenger RNA, 3562 nt
Organism: Haemorhous mexicanus (house finch)
Lineage: Eukaryota; Metazoa; Chordata; Aves; Passeriformes; Fringillidae
Gene: EXT2
Product: exostosin glycosyltransferase 2
Exons: 14
Coding region: 109-2265 (718 amino acids)
Cellular component (GO): membrane
Molecular function (GO): glycosyltransferase activity
Source: RefSeq, a predicted model, not a curated record
GGCGGGGCCGCUCCGGGCCGGGGGCGGCGGUGCGGGCGGGCCCCGCGCGGAGCGGCCGGGCGGCCCCGGCGACUGCGGGCGGAGUGACAAGAGAUAAUUGAUGCCAUUAUGUGUGCCUCAGCCAAAUAUAACACCCGGGGUCCAGCCCUCAUCCCAAGGAUGAAAACCAAGCAUCGCAUCUAUUACAUCACUCUCUUUUCCAUAGUUCUGCUUGGCCUAAUUGCAACAGGAAUGUUCCAGUUCUGGCCUCACUCCAUUGAGUCAUCCAGUGACUGGACCGUUGAAAAGCGCAGUGUCCAUGAUGUGCCUGUGGUCAAGCUUCCUGCUGAUAGCCCCAUUCCUGAGCGGGGAGACCUCAGCUGCAGGAUGCACACCUGCUUCGAUGUCUAUAGAUGUGGCUUCAAUCCCAAGAACAAAAUCAAAGUGUACAUCUAUUCACUGAAAAAGUAUGUGGAUGAAUAUGGGACGUUGGUGAGCAACACCAUUUCCAGGGAAUACAAUGAGCUGCUGACGGCCAUCUCUGACAGUGAAUUCUACACAGACGAUGUCAACCGGGCCUGCCUUUUUGUGCCAUCCAUAGAUGUCCUCAAUCAGAACGCCCUCCGUAUCAAAGAGACAGCUCAGGCUUUGGCACAGUUAUCCAGGUGGGAUCGAGGCACAAAUCAUUUGCUCUUCAAUAUGCUGCCUGGAGGGCCACCAGAUUAUAACACCGCCCUAGAUGUUCCUAGAGAUAGAGCUCUGUUGGCUGGUGGAGGCUUCUCCACUUGGACUUACCGGCAAGGCUAUGAUGUCAGUAUUCCUGUUUACAGCCCAUUGUCAGGAGAAGUAGAUCUGCCAGAAAGAGGACCAGGCCCUCGCAGGUAUUUCAUUCUGUCAUCUCAGAUGGCUCUGCACCCAGAAUACCGCUUGGAGUUGGAGGCUCUUCAGGCUGAGAAUGGGGACUCAGUGCUGGUCCUGGACAAGUGUACAAACCUGUCAGAUGGGGUCCCUGCGGUUCGCAAACGCUGCUACAAGAAUCAAGUCUUUGAUUAUCCUCAGGUGCUUCAGGAGUCCACAUUCUGUGUUGUUCUCCGUGGAGCCCGCCUGGGACAGGCUGUGCUGAGUGAUGUUCUUCAAGCUGGCUGUGUCCCAGUCAUCAUUGCUGACUCCUACAUUUUGCCUUUCUCUGAGGUUCUGGAUUGGAAGAGGGCCUCUGUUGUAAUCCCUGAAGAGAAGAUGCCUGAAAUGUACAGCAUUCUGCAAAGCAUCCCCCAGCGACAGAUUGAAGAGAUGCAAAGACAGGCAAGGUGGUUCUGGGAAGCAUAUUUUCGAUCGAUGAAAGCAAUUGCUCUCGCUACUCUUCAGAUUAUCAAUGAUAGAAUUUACCCCUAUGCUGCCAUUUCUUAUGAAGAAUGGAAUGAUCCCCCAGCUGUGAAGUGGAGCAGUGUGAGCAACCCACUCUUCCUUCCACUGAUCCCACCUCAGUCCCAAGGUUUCACAGCCGUGGUUCUGACCUAUGACCGAGUGGAGAGCCUUUUCCGAGUUAUCACCGAGGUGUCUAAAGUGCCCAGUCUAUCCAAAUUGUUGGUAGUCUGGAACAACCAGAAUAAGAAUCCACCAGAAGAUUCCCUCUGGCCAAAGAUUCGUGUUCCCCUGAAAGUUGUUAGGACUGCAGAAAACAAACUUAGCAACCGCUUCUUCCCUUAUGAUGAGAUUGAAACGGAAGCAGUGCUGGCUAUUGAUGAUGAUAUCAUUAUGCUAACCUCAGAUGAACUCCAGUUUGGCUAUGAGGUCUGGCGUGAGUUCCCUGACAGGUUGGUUGGAUAUCCAGGUCGCCUGCAUCUUUGGGACCAUGAGAUGAACAAAUGGAAAUAUGAAUCAGAAUGGACCAAUGAAGUCUCAAUGGUGCUUACUGGGGCAGCCUUUUAUCACAAGUAUUUCAACUAUCUUUACACCUAUAAGAUGCCUGGAGACAUCAAGAAUUGGGUGGAUGCUCAUAUGAAUUGUGAAGAUAUUGCCAUGAAUUUUCUAGUAGCAAAUGUCACUGGAAAAUCAGUCAUUAAGGUGACCCCACGAAAGAAGUUCAAAUGUCCAGAAUGCACAGCAAUUGAUGGGUUAUCACUGGACCAGACACACAUGGUGGAAAGAUCUGAAUGCAUCAAUAAGUUUGCUUCUGUCUUUGGGACCAUGCCUCUCAAAGUGGUGGAGCAUCGUGCUGACCCCGUCCUGUACAAAGAUGACUUUCCUGAGAAACUGAAGAGCUUUCCCAAUAUUGGCAGCUUGUAAAGAGUGAGACAAACCUCCAUGAGGAAAACAACAGCUGAAAAGGUGCUAUGAGGAGUAUAAGGCCCUGAAGACAAAACUUGCUAGAGAGUGGGUUGUAUCUGAGAGAGAUGGAAAUUAUUGUUGUUGUCUUCCUUUUACAUUGCACAAAGUUGUGUUUGAAAUCUGGACAACUGCUUCUCUGCUGCUCGCAGAGAAUUGAAUCUAUUUGUGGGUUCUCCAAAAAAUGUCAAACACACACUUUUGUCCAGAGGAGGCUAUGCAUCUGGAAGAAUAAAACAGCAUCUUGCUCUCUGUGGUCUGACUAGCAUGACUGACCUCUUCUAUCAAAUGUGCUGCAGGCUCUCUGGUUAGUGAGCAUCCAUCCAUUCAAAGCAACUGUCUGCCAUGUAGAGCUGUUCUCUUUUGGGAGGAGUUUAUUUCCUGUGUGGCUGGUGGGCCUCUGUCUUUUGAGCUUUAACUGUUGUCUUAAGUAACUGUAAAAAAUAUUUUCUUCAGUAAUAGGAGACAAAUGUUUAUUUUUUUACAACAUCACAAACAAAAAUCUGUCUGUUUUCACCUAGUUUAAAGAGCAAAGCAAUUUGUGUUACUUAAAUUAUUUUGAUGGAGAUGGAGAGACAGCAGCCGGGACAAUACUCUCCUUCAAAGCAGAGACUUGCAGGACAGAACUGCAAUUGCUGCACUUCCUGUCUAAAUCUCAGGUUUUCUGCUGCACUCAUGCAAAAGACUCUAACUCUCUAUCAGAACUAGUUGUAUUAUACAAAAAAUUAUUUGUCUUUAGUCUUCUUAUAUUUUUUGUCUUCAUUACAAAGCCAGCAAUCAGGUUACACUUUCACUUUGUAGCCCUCCAUAGGGAAAUAAGUUUUUCAUGUCUGAAUCCUCUUCAGCAAGCAGUGUACUAAUUUGUAAAAUACCUAUAUUUGCAGAAAUUCCCAGUUGCAGUUUCAAUGUACAGGCACAUGUGUAUGUGUAAGACACUGUUAACGCACACUUAGAAACUCCUGUAAGUUACCAUUGUUGGAAAACUGUUGUCUUUGGUUGUAAUUUAAGGAACUCAUUGCCACAGGCUGAAACAUACAGCUUUGGAAGUCUUUUAGAGAAGAUUUACAUUUCUUAGGAACAUUUGAAUUGUUUCUCCAUAUUGAAAUGAAACUGAAUGAGAAAAUGAAAUGCAACAAAAUUAGAAAUAAAGUUGCUUGGACUGUUACUCUUGCCCUUCAGUAUAAAUGAGGGUCCUAAGUUGGGCUGAGAAUGCAAUCUCUUUUCUAGCUCCACUAAUAAAAUGCUUGUUACUAGAUAA